UGACAUUUUAAAGCAGAGAAGAAGCCAAAAUAAUAAAACUGAAAUGCAAAUGUUAUGCAUCACUCCUAACCCACAAAUUCUAACUUUAAAUCUCUUGGGAGGCUAUAAAUACCAUGUAUCAUUUGAUAUUUUAAUCAUCGACCACAUUCCAAAACACAAGCUCAAAAUCUCAGUUAGUUGAGCACUUUCGAAUACCUGAGCUAGUAGCGGAAACAUGAAGGCAGUAGCAAUCUCUAUGUUGGUUAUGCUCGCCGUUGUUCAAUUGGUGGUUCCGGGAGAGGCUGUGGACUGCGGGCAAGUGAACUCGUCUCUGGCCACUUGCAUUCCGUUCCUGACAGGAGCAGACGCUUCUCCUUCUGCUUCAUGCUGUGCUGGGAUCAAGAACAUUAAGACACUUGCUCAAACUCUAGCCGAUAAGCGAGCUGCAUGCGAAUGUAUUAAGACAGCGGCUGCUCAUUACCCCAAUAUAAAGGACGAUGCUGCCUCUUCCCUCCCCAAGAAGUGCGGUGCUGACAUCAAUAUUCCCAUCUCCAAAACCACCAACUGUCAAGCGUAAGUAUUCCUCGUUAUUUUUAUAUUCUAUGUGUAUUAUUGAAUGAUCUUCGCUACCUAAUUUUGUGAAUCCA
Molecule: messenger RNA, 626 nt
Organism: Mercurialis annua (annual mercury)
Lineage: Eukaryota; Viridiplantae; Streptophyta; Magnoliopsida; Malpighiales; Euphorbiaceae
Product: non-specific lipid-transfer protein A-like
Exons: 1
Coding region: 215-556 (113 amino acids)
Biological process (GO): lipid transport
Cellular component (GO): membrane
Molecular function (GO): lipid binding
Source: RefSeq, a predicted model, not a curated record